Molecule: messenger RNA, 4528 nt
Organism: Patella vulgata (common limpet)
Lineage: Eukaryota; Metazoa; Mollusca; Gastropoda; Patellidae
Exons: 9
Coding region: 115-1437 (440 amino acids)
Molecular function (GO): oxidoreductase activity, acting on the CH-OH group of donors, NAD or NADP as acceptor
Source: RefSeq, a predicted model, not a curated record
UACCGAUUAUAUUUUAGGGAAAGUGGGCGGGGCGAGAGGGGUGUGCCCAGAGGGAAUUCCGCUCUGCCUCGUUUUCAAUAUUCACGUUUAGUCUUCAAAAGAUUGUAAAGCGUGAUGGCGGCUGCAGACGGCUCUCCGCUUGUUCUUGUAACUGGUGCAUCAGGUUAUAUAGCUACACAUGUUAUUAAACAAUUACAAGAAGAAGGUUAUAGAGUGCGAGGAACAGUGCGAAGUUUACAAGAUGAAAAUAAAGUUAAACACUUACAUGCUUUAUGUCCAGAAGCUCAAUUUAAACUUGAAUUAGUGGAGGCAGAUUUAACUAAACCAGAAUCUUGGGAAGCAGCUGUAAAAGAUGUGGUUUAUGUGAUACAUAUUGCUAGUCCAUUCCCUGCUGCUGCUCCUAAAGAUGAGAAUGAAAUCAUACAGCCAGCUGUAGAAGGAACACAGAAUGUCUUUAAAGCGUGUGUUGAUGCUAAAUCUGUUAAAAGAAUUGUAUUAACUAGUUCAUGUGCUGCUGUUGCUUGGGAGACAGCCGGUACAAGUAAAGAUAAAGUCAAUUCAGAAGAAGAUUGGAGUGAUGUGGAGAAAUUAGAUGCUUACUCUAAAAGUAAAACACUAGCAGAAAAAGCAGCAUGGGAUUUUAUUAAAGAACUUCCAGAUUCAGAUAAAAUAGAAUUAGCUGUUAUUAAUCCAAGUUAUGUGAUGGGCCCUGUUCUUUCUGGAUCAAACUGUACUAGUAUGGAGAUUGUAAAGAGGCUAUUAGAAAGGGCCAUGCCUGCUGUACCUAAGUUGAAUUUCCCUGUUAUCGAUGUACGAGAUGUGGCUACAGCACAUGUUAAAGCGAUGACAUUAGAUGAAGCUGUUGGCCAUCGACACAUUAUUUCUCAUGAAAAUAUGUAUAUGAAAGAAAUGGCACUUAUUUUAAAAGCUGAAUUUGAAUCCCAAGGUUACAGUGUUCCCACAAUGAACUGCCCGUACUUUGCUCUAUGGCUUUCUAGUGUAUUUGAUAAAACACUCAAGCUUAUCUUGCCUCAAGUUGGUAAAGUCCACAGAUUUGAUAAUACUAGAAUGAAAGAAGUUUUGGGAAUUCAGCCAAGAGAUACCAAAGAAAUGCUAAUAGAUAUGGCUUACUCACUCAUAGAGGGUGGCUUUGUUAAGAAAACAAAGAAAUAUACAGGGCCUGGGGGAGCUCAGUCCGAAGAAGAAACUAAGACAGAAGAGGCUAAGGAAGGGGAAAAGAAAGAUGGGGAGAAUGGAGAUGUGAAGGUAAAGGAAAAUGGAGAAGUUAAAGAGGACCAACCUGAAGGAGAGAAGGAGCCAGAGAAGACUGAAGAAAAGGAAGCAGAAAAAGUGGAAGAAAAGAAAGAAGAAGAAAAGAAAGAAGAAAAUCCAACACCUGCUCCAGCUACUGAAGGUGAAGAAGCCAAGAAGGAAUAAGAUAUCUUAUGUUGUAAAUGUGCUUUUAUCACUUUCUAUCUAUUGUAGGCCAAUAAUACUAAUGCUGUAUUAUUUUUUAUUGUGCAAAUUGUGAAACUAAGAAUGUAGGAUAUAUGAGGUGAUCAUAGUAUUUUAUUAUUUUUUUUCAUUUGGAAAUUUUAACUUUAGACCAGAUUUUACUGUAAGGUUUCUUCAUGUACUUUUUGUGUACAGUACCUUUUACAAAUAUUUUCCUCUAUGUGAGGAAUUAUCAAUUUUCAAACUAUUUAUACUAAUAUACGGUUACAACUUUGUUUGACCUUGAUUACUGAUCAAAUUGGAUUUUAGGAAUAACAAAUGUUAUGUUUCAUCAUAAAUUAAAAUAGCAGGUUGAUUGAAUAUAGAGAUGAUUGUUACAUUUUGGUUGAUGGGCACAAAAGCAGUUAACUAUCAUAUUUCUUUAUUCAUAUUUUAUAUAGACAUUUUCUUUUAAAACCAGUGAUGUUGGCUUAUUAUGUAGUGAUACUAAGUGUUAUUUUUAGAAGCAUUUUAACAGUAUUAAAUAUGUCAUAAGUGUACAUUAAACCCAGCCAUGUAAAAUAUAUUUAUUUCUUUGCAACCUAGAUCAACAUCUUAUGUUUGUCAGCCUCCACAUGUAUUAUAUAGGUCUGAAAAGUUCAAAAUUUUAAGUAGUCGCUACGUUAUCCAAAACCUGAAGUGUACAAGGGUUCAGUCAUAACAGUGGUUAAAAAUAUGUUUUACAAGAAUAACUAAUAUCCUGAUAUCAAAUAUUAGUGAUCUUUUCAGGCCUAUAUUUAUGGUAGAAAAUGUGUUUUUAAUAGAACAAAUGCCAAGAGGUUAUUAGUAGGCUUAUAAAGUCAUAGUCAUAUGUAGCAAUCAGACUUUCAACCAUUGUGUUUUUCCAAGAAAUAGCCAGUGAUAACCACAAUGUCAGAGAUAAAAGUUAACUAACUAUAAAAUUGAAUGAGAAUGGUUCAAUUGCCAUGAACAGAACAUUUAUACACUGAAUUGUAUAGUCAGUGAUUUUAUGACUACGGUUAUCGAGGUGGUUGAUAAUUUGCUGUGUGUAAUUUUAGUAAGAUAUUACAUUGUAAUUAUACAUGUACAUUAUCCUUUUAUUUUAUUUGUCAACUUAAAAUUGAAUGUGGAAUAACUUUUAUAAGUAUAUUGGCUUUCCUCAUUACAGGAUUGAUCACUUUCUGAGAAAAUAAUUUUGUGCAAUGAAAUGAUGAGAUUAAUUUUAAUUUCUUUUUCUUUUUUUGGACUUUGUAGCAACAACAAAAAAAACUUGAAAAAUCUUUGAUACUGUUGAUUUAUAUUAAUUUUUAAUGAAUUUGCUCAAUUUAAAUUUGACUCUACCUUUAAAGUGAUUUUUGAUAUUUAAAUAGUCCAGAUCAUAGAAACAAAACAUCCCAUAAAUGUUUUGAAAAACCUGAUUACCGGUACAUUAUAUUUCAUCAUGCACAAUCACAAUACAUAAAGUAUCUUCAAGCACAAAAAUGAAAAAGAAACCACACCAACUUUUGUACAUGUACAAAAAGUUAUGUUGCUAUUUAUGUAAAGCUUGAACAUAAUCUGCCUUGUAUAUAGCAGAAAGGGGGCAGGUGUUGUUAUUGUAUAUAAUAUGUUCUGCCAACAUUUUCUUUUUGUAGCUUGAUAUUUUUAGUUGAAAUGUCUAUCCCCUUUCUGCCCCAGUCGUUGCCUUUUUUCAUGGUUGUUUGUUAAGGUUAUGCAUUGAGGUUAUCUUUUUUAUACAUUUAAUCAUUAUAUCUCAGUGCUGUUCAUUAUUUAUAUGUUUUUAAGGGCAUAUACCAAUUCAAUAGGAUUAUCAAAUAUUAUUUUAUAAAGUCUGUGUAGCUUGAUUGAGAUUUAAAGGGUCUUUUACUUAAAAUAAUAGAUUGAUGUGAAACUAAAAACUCUAUAAAUGACAAAUAGAUGAUAAAUUUCAGCUCAAAAAUUCAGAUUUUGUUGCAUUAUUGGAUUCAACUGGGGUUGCAUUUACAAUAAAACUCAUAUACAUAGCUCUCUGAAACUGUUUAUGUACUUUCAUUUAUAAUCAUGUACUUAGUACUUUAUCUCGAUGAAAAUAUGUUUUGUGUUCGAAUAUGUGUUCUUCAUAAACCUACUAUUAUUCAUGGAAAUUUUUUUAAAGGGUUUCUCCAAUAUUCAUCAUAAGGGUUACUUAGGGACCACCAAUUCGAUAAUUAAAACAUUUCUUGGCUGACCGUAAUGUGGUAAUAAUCAUAUGUAUAAAUAAUAAUGUAUGAGAAUAAUGUUAAGUCUUGUUUCUUUACAUAAUUUUGUUUAUUUGUGCCAUAUAACUGAACAACAUGUAAUAUUCAACAUUUUAUGUGUAAACACUAUUAUAUUUCAUACUGCUUUUUAUAUUACUUUCACUCUUGCCAUAUGUGUACUAAAUUGAUGAAGCCUGUAUAUUUUUUUGCUAAUCUAUUUUGUAUACGUCUGAUAUCUUUGUUUACUUACCUUUACAUUCUAUAUUUACAUGCGCAGAAGAACUUCAUCUUUUAUUAAAAUGUUGCAAUGUCAGUAUUUGUAUAAAUUAUAUUUAAUACAUUAAUGUUGACAUUCUAUAUUGUCAAAAUAUUCUGAUGUGGCACUGCCAGAUUAUUGAAAAUAUUUGCCUUAAAUGUACAUUUGUAUGUCUUAUUAUAUUCGUGUAGAUGCAAAGGCAAUAGGGUAAAAUUACUCGCACUAAAUUAUUGUUCAUUACUACUCAUACAUGGACGGAGGAGGGAUAUUUAAUUAUAAAAUACAUGUAUUUAUCACUAGGCUUUGUCUUUUUUAAUAUAUCUUUUGAUCAUACUUAUACUUGUAAAAUGUAUCUUUAAAUAUGUGACCCUUUUAUAGAAUGGAGCUAUUUUACCCUAUUGCUUCCAACUGGUCUUUGUAUUUCUCCGCUGAAUUCAUUGCUCUAUAUAUUAUCAAACAACUGCUCAAUGGAAACGCAUAUUUGUCAAAUAAAAUUUUUCAUUUGAAAAGAAUUUCUUUAUGUUUUAAUUAUAAACCAAAGAUUUAAUCAGAAUGGAGUGUAUGUUAUUAAAAGAAGAAAUAAAGUAUUCCUUUAAGAUGU